AUGUUCGGUCUUUCUAUUAUUCCAGCCUUUUCAUUUCUCCAACAAGUAAUUACAUCAUCCCGAAAACAACAAUCGGAAAUUGUUGAUGACUUACACGAUUUGGUUCAAAACAGAAUGAAACAAUGGGAAAAACGUCUUAUGGAAGCAGAAAUGAAUGAUAGAGAUGAUGAAUAUGAUGAUGGACCAUCCACUCCUGGAAUGUAUGGUCUUUUACCAGGAGAUGGCACAUCCACCAAUGAAAAUGUAAUGGUCACCACUGCUCGGGACAGAAAGUUUAUUUCAAUUUAUGAGGAAUUGGAAACUCUACUCUUACAAAUCAAAGCUAAAAGUAAUGAAUUGAAUGCAAGUAUUAAGAACAAUGGUGUGGAUGAAAAUGUUGUGGAAAGGAUUUUACCAAUACUUAGAUCAACAAUGUUAAUUAGCUUGAAUAGAAGUACAUUUAUGGGUUCCUGUCCAUCUUCAGAUUUAAAGUGGAAUUUGGGAUUUAUUUUGGAAAGCUCACAUUAUGCAUGUUUGGAAAGUUUGAUUUCAUUAUCUGAAAAUAAGGAUUUGCAUCUAAAUGUCUUGAAAAGUGGAAAGGAUCUCUCAGAUGAAAUUACUAUUGGAGAUGGAAAUAAUGAAAAAUAUACCCAGAUUGUUAAGGAAAUUUGUACAAACGGAACAUUAGGAACGAUAUUCAAUUCUAUUCUCUAUGAAGGAAGUGCUGCUAUUCAAGCUAAGGCAAGACGUUUGCUAGAUGUUGUUUCAGCCGAUAAUAUUUCUCAUGAAUCUUUAAUGCACAGAUUGGAUACUUUCAGACUAAUUGUUGAAACAAGAGAAAGAGAAAAUGAAAUGAUUUCAGCCCUAGUAAUUUCAAGAAUGUACUCUAAUCCAAACCUUUUUAAAACCCUGACACUGCAUCAAAAUUUACCAUUCAUUAACAUGUUGCAAAAUAUGUAUAGUAAUAGUCCUUAUGCAGAUGUUAAAAAAUUGAGUUCUAUUGGUUUAAUGAUUUCAAAGGGUAAAACAACUGAAUAUAUCUUUUUGAGAGAGGAGGAAAACUCAAUGAAAUUAUGGUCUUGUGUUGAAUCAGCAAAGAAAUUGGGAAUAUUUGCAACAUUUGGUUUAAUGUUUAGAUCAUCCUACUUCUUGUACAAUACCAGACUGCUUUCAUCUAUUCCAUUUUUCAUUUUCCUUCCAACUGUGUUGGGUGAAGUAUUGGAUAUUGAACGAAUGUUGACAGAAGGAAGACAAACUCAUGGAUGGUUACAUGUUGGUACCACUGCAGCCAUUUCUCUCAUGCUCUCACGUCUCAAAACUACAACACUCUCCCUUGUUAUGGCUCCUUACUUGGCAGUUUAUUUCAUGUCAGGUCUUUCACUUGACAGUGGUAAACUUCCUCAUCAAAGACAUCACGAAGCUAUUGCUUCAAAUUUAUUUCACUUGGACAGUUUAGCAUUUGAACAUUCCAUGAAAAGGUUGAAUAGAUUUUUAAAUCACUAG
Messenger RNA from Naegleria gruberi, 1482 nucleotides. RefSeq lists its product as uncharacterized. The coding region runs from base 1 to 1482 and encodes 493 amino acids. The record is from RefSeq and is a predicted model, not a curated record. Lineage: Eukaryota; Heterolobosea; Eutetramitea; Acrasida; Naegleriidae. The transcript has a single exon.